AUGCCCCUGUCCCUGGGAGCCGAGAUGUGGGGGCCUGAGACCUGGCUGCUGCUGCUGCUCCUGGCAUCAUAUACAGGAUGGUGCUCGGCAGGCGAAUUGGAGACUUCGGAUCUAGUGACUGUGGUGCUGGGCCAGGAUGCAAAGCUGCCCUGUUUCUACCGAGGGGACCCUGACGAGCAGGUGGGGCAGGUGGCUUGGGCUCGGGUGGACACGGCGGAGGGCGCCCAGGAGCUGGCGCUACUGAAUUCCAAAUACGGGCUCCACGUGAGCCCAGCCUACGAGGGUCGCGUUGAGCAGCCACAGCCCCCACGGGACCCCCUUGACGGCUCCGUGCUCCUGCGCAACGCUGUGCAAGCCGAUGAGGGCGAGUAUGAGUGCCGCGUCAGCACCUUCCCAGCCGGCAGCUUCCAAGCGCGGCUGCGGCUCCGCGUACUGGUGCCUCCCCUGCCCUCCCUGAAUCCUGGUCCAGCACUAGAAGAGGGCCAGGGCCUGACCCUGGCAGCCUCCUGCACAGCUGAGGGCAGCCCGGCCCCCAGUGUGACCUGGGACACAGAGGUCAAGGGCACAGCCUCUAGCCGCUCCUUCACGCACUCCCGUUCCGCUGCUGUCACUUCAGAGUUCCACCUGGUGCCCAGCCGCAGCAUGAAUGGGCAACCACUUACCUGUGUGGUGUCCCACCCUGGCCUGCUCCAGGACCAAAGGAUCACUCACAUUCUCCAAGUGGCCUUCCUUACUGAGGCCACUGUGAGGGGCCUUGAAGACCAAAGUAUAUGGCAUGUUGGCAGAGAAGGAGCUACACUUAAGUGCCUCAGUGAAGGGCAACCCCCUCCCUCAUACAACUGGACACGGCUGGAUGGGCCUCUGCCCAGUGGUGUCCGAGUGGAAGGGGCCACUCUGGGCUUUCCUCGGCUGACCCCUGAGCACAGUGGCAUCUACGUUUGCCAUGUCAGCAAUGAGCUUUCCUCGAGGGAUUCUCAGGUCACUGUGGAUGUUCUUGACCCUCAGGAUGCCAAUGUGAAGCAGGUGGACCUGGUAUCUGCCUCGGUGGUGGCAGUGGGCGUGAUUGCCGCACUCCUGUUCUGCCUUCUGGUGGUGGUGGUGGUGCUCAUGUCCCGAUACCAUCGGCGCAAGGCCCAGCAGAUGACCCAGAAGUAUGAGGAGGAGCUGACUCUAACCAGGGAGAACUCCAUCCGAAGGCUGCAUUCCCAUCACACGGACCCUAGGAGCCAGCCGGAGGAGAGUGUAGGGCUGAGAGCCGAGGGCCACCCUGAUAGUCUCAAGGACAACAGUAGCUGCUCUGUGAUGAGUGAAGAGCCAGAGGGCCGUAGUUAUUCCACGCUGACCACGGUGAGAGAGAUUGAAACACAGACUGAACUGCUGUCUCCAGGCCAUGGGCGGGCAGAGGAGGAGGAAGAUCGGGAUGAAGGCAUCAAACAGGCCAUGAACCAUUUUGUUCAGGAGAAUGGGACCCUGCGGGCCAAGCCCACGGGCAAUGGCAUCUACAUUAAUGGACGGGGGCACCUGGUCUGA
Orycteropus afer afer is the source of this 1530-nucleotide messenger RNA. The record is from RefSeq and is a predicted model, not a curated record. NCBI's taxonomy places the organism in Eukaryota, Metazoa, Chordata, Mammalia, Tubulidentata, Orycteropodidae.